AUGGAUACCGAAAUUUUGGCCCGCAUCCAGUUUGCUUUUACCAUUGCCUUUCAUUACAUCUAUCCACCGCUUAGCAUUGGAUUGGGUUUAAUGUUGGUUAUUUUUGAAGGAUUGUAUCUAAAAACGGGCGAUAAGACCUAUGAAAUAUUGACCAAAUUUUGGCUCAAAAUAUUCGCCAUCACCUUUGGCAUCGGGGUGGCCACUGGCAUCAUCAUGGAAUUUGAAUUUGGUACCAAUUGGUCGGUAUAUUCUAAGUAUGUGGGCGAUAUUUUUGGCAGCGCCUUGGCCGCCGAAGGAUUGUUUGCCUUUGGCUUAGAGAGCACUUUUUUAGGAAUAUUGCUCUUUGGCUGGAAUCGGGUAACGCCCAAAGUGCAUUUUAUAUCCACCAUUGGGGUGUUUUUGGGUUCGAUGUUUUCGGCUGUUUGGAUCGUGGUGGCCAACAGUUGGCAACAAACACCCGCUGGCUAUCAUAUUGUGGGCGAAGGUCUGAAUGCCCGGGCCGAAGUAACCGAUUUUUGGGCCAUGAUUCUAAAUCCAUCCAGCGUGGAUCGAAUUAUUCAUACCUGGCAAGGGGCUUUUUUGGCGGGGGUGUUUUUGGUGCUAAGCGUUCAUGCUUAUUACAUAACCAAAGGCCGCUACAUUGAGCUUUCUCAAAAAGCCUUCAAAAUAGCCCUAUCGGUGGCUUUGGUGGUAUCGCUCACUCAAUUGAUUUCUGGGCAUAGCUCGGCCGAUGGCGUGGCCAAGAAUCAGCCCGCUAAAUUAGCCGCCAUGGAGGGACAUUAUGAGUCCAAUGGUCCCGCCGAUUUGUAUUUGGUGGGUUGGGUGGAUCAAGAACUUAAAAAGGUCUAUGGAUUGGCCAUUCCAGGAGGAUUGUCAUUCUUGGUGCACCAAGAUUUCAACACCUCCAUCACAGGAUUGGAUGCGUUUGAUCCAAAAGACCAACCCAGCCAAGUGAAUGCGGUGUUUCAGUUUUAUCACAUUAUGGUUUCCAUUGGCCUAUUU
This is a messenger RNA of Notodromas monacha, 1002 nucleotides long. NCBI's taxonomy places the organism in Eukaryota, Metazoa, Arthropoda, Ostracoda, Podocopida, Cyprididae. The record is from the annotation of a GenBank genome assembly.